GACACACCUCCUCCACCAAGGCCACACCUUGUUGUAUUCUGGUGAGUGUGUGGAUCCGUGUAGAUUCACAUUCAUGUGGAUCCGUGAAAAGAAGUACAGAGGCGCCUCAAGGAUGAACUUUUAGCCCUUUCCAGCUGCAAGGUGGAUUUGCCUCUUCAGACUGACACCCUUGCUGAGCAAAGGGUCUUUUAUUGUUAUACAAAUCACACAUUUAGCAAGUCAAUUCCUUACACCAUAGUCUUUGAUCUAAGUCCGCAGACAGACAAUGCCAAAUGCAAAUUCUCAGAAAUAAUACCACAGUUUUCUGGGCUGUUGUUACUAAGUUUGCACUUAGGCUUUGAUUCCCUAGGAAAACUCUCAGCUAAGACUUCAAACAGAAGGCAAAGAGACGGGGUAACAAUCACAAAAGCCAGAUCAAAGCCAGGUGCUAACACUCCAGAGUCAAACCGGCUAGAGCUUUGUGGGAAUUCUCCCUCCUUACCUUUCCCAAGCCGGUCCACUAACUGGUGGAACUCCAAUAUAUGAGGCUAUGGAAGCCAUUCUCUUUCAAACCACCACACCUAGCAAUCCCAAAUGUCACUUAUCUCUAACAGACCUGGUUACUGUAAUACUUAUCUUUGGGAUAUUUUGGAGGCAGUGCUUCCUUAGCUCAGUUUUAUUUCGUGUGACUUCAUUGUUGUGCCCUGGGCGCGAGACCCCCAAAGAAACCACCAGAGACACGAACUCACCGAAAUGCAAAAGUAAGGUUUAUUGAAGUAGGUCAAGCUGUGCUGCAGGGACCUUGUCAAGCCACCCAAUGCAGUAGAGGCUGGAGGAGGUGCCCACCCCUCUGCAAGCUCAGGUUUUAAAGGCAAAAACCAUAAAGUUACAUCAUUUAGAGGCGCUUGUACAGGUACAAUUCUGAUUGGCUCAAGUUUUAGGGGCUUUUCAGAAUUUCUGUGUUAUCUUACUUUGUAGUUUUAACCGGUUGUUUGUCAAACUUUAUAGACUACCUCCGGCAUUGGGGCAUUCUGUGGUUAAUCAAUUGUUACCAGAUAGUCCUUCAAAUAUCCUGACUUUGUACUUUGACCAUCUCCAGCAUUGGGGUAUUCUAUGGUUAAUCAGUUGCUACCAGAUGGCUCUUCAAACAUCCUGACUUUGUUGACCAUCUCCAGCAUUGGGGCAUUCUAUGGUUAAUCAGUUGCUACCAGAUGGCUCUUCAAACAUCCUGACUUUGUCCUGGGACCUAUGUCAGCAGCUCUGAGAAUUUUGAAACUCAGGCCUGUUUCAAGCUGGGGUGAGGGGCUUGCUUGAAAUGGGGGUGCUUUGGUUCUCCCUUCAUGUCUCCCAGUAAGUUUAUUAGUAAAUAGUUUACAACAUCCAUUUCUUUCUUCAGGUUCCUUCUCCAUCAGUAAGUAGGACUACUGUGGCUGAUUUGGGAAGCCCUGGACGAAGAAUGCUCUCAGCUGACCAUUGUGGUUAACAGAGAAGUGUGUUAAGCUGUGUUAUUCCUAUUUUCUGAAGAGAAAACCUUGAUUACACAGAGAUUUUAGGGUUUUAACUUUAAUGUCAUUUAAACCAUCUAUUUCAGAUCAACUGAUUUGUAGACAAGAUAUAUUUAUUAGUUAUGAAAAUAGUGCUCGCUUUAGCAGCACAUAUACUAAAAUUGGAACGAUACAGAGAAGAUUAGCAUGACCCCUGUGCAAGGAUGACACGCAAAUUCGUGAAGUGCUCCAUAUUUAAAAAGAGAAAGAAAAGAACUUCUAACAAAGAUACUUUCUCCAAGCGUUUCAUUGUUCUUGCUUUUAACCUAACUAUCCCUAUGUAGACAAGGAUGACCUUGAAUCCUGCUGCAUCACCUGAGUGCUAGGAUUACAGCAUAUGGGGAUCCAAGCCUGGUUCCUGAUAUUCACCCUUUCAACCCAGAGGACCUGCUUUGGGUCUCACAACAUCUAAGUCUUCAGCACUGAAGAAUACCAAGUCAAAUUCAUUCCCAGAAGAAGCCAUAUGUCCGCCCAGGAAAUUUGCUCCUGCACACUUCUUGGGCCACUAGCACCCCAGAGGUGACCACGCCAAGCUCUCUGAGGAAUUGAGAUCACUCUUGAGUUUUUUUUUUUUUUCUUUCUUCUAUUGCACUAACUACAUUUCCCAGAAACCUCAGCGGUGCGAAUACUCUUGUUAUGCAAAUCACACUCCGCCCCUACCGCUCCCCCGCCCUUUUCCUGAUGCUGUCCAUGACUUCAGAUAAUACGGAAGGACUGGGAAAUAAAAAAAUUUCUAGCUUUUUGGAGUUGGUCUUUAAGGCAAUGAUGGAGAAUUAUUCAGGGUUCUAUGAAUCCUGCAGGAUGCGUUUUGGCCACGCCUCAGCCAAACGUGCAUAGAAAUCCCGCUCUUCGAAAGCCAUCUUGUCCGUGGCGGUGUCUCCGACUACGUUUCCCAGAAGCCUCCUCGGUUUCUCGCGGGAAAGUCAUGCGCCGGCGGGACUUCAGAGCUUAGCAGGCAAUUGCUGAGUUCUGCUCUGUUACUGAAGAGCUGCACAGAGGAGCUGCACAUAGCAAAGCCAUGGCUCAGGUGUCAGUGCUGUUCCGAGAUGUGUACAUAGACUUUUCCCAGGAGGAGUGGGAAUGCCUGACUGAGGAGCAGAGAGAUUUGUACAGAGAUGUGAUGUUGGAGAAUUACAGCAACCUGCUUUCAAUGGUCCUGGAAUCAAGAUGUGAGGCCCAGAAAUUGUUUUUGAAGAAGGAACUUUAUGAAAUAGAGUCAGCACAGUGGGAGAUAAUAAGGAAACUCACAAGACAGGACCUUCAGUGCUCUAGUCCCCGAGGUGCCUGGGAAUGGAAUGGCCAGUGUUUGAGACAGCCUGGAUCUCAGGAGAGACAAUUCAGUGAACUGAUAAUCAGUCGUGAAGACACGCCCACUCACAAUCAGUAUCCAUCCUUCAGGCUGCAGCAAAUUAUUAAGAAUAAAGAGAAAUAUUGUGCAAGUAAAGAAAAUAGGAAACACUAUAAACAUGGCUCACAGUUUACUACCCAUCAAAUUAUUCGUACCACUGAGAAGCCAUAUGAAUGUAAGGACUGUGGCAAGACCUUUAGACACCCCUCAGGACUUACUCAUCAUCACAAAAUUCACACUGGAAAGAAACCCUUUGAAUGUAAGGAAUGUGGAAAAACGUUUAUUUGUGGUUCAGACCUAACACGACAUCACAGAAUUCACACAGGUGAGAAACCCUAUGAAUGUAAGGACUGUGGGAAAGCCUUUAGCAGUGGUUCAAAUUUUACUCGCCAUCAGAGAAUUCACACUGGUGAGAAGCCUUAUGAAUGCAAAGAAUGUGGGAAGGCUUUUAGUAGUGGUUCAAAUUUUACUCAGCAUCAGAGAAUUCACACUGGAGAGAAACCGUAUGAAUGUAAGGAAUGUGGCAAUGCCUUUAGUCAGAGUUCACAGCUCAUUAAACAUCAAAGAAUACAUACUGGUGAGAAACCCUAUGAAUGUAAGGAAUGUGAAAAGGCUUUCCGGUCUGGCUCUGACCUCACUAGACAUCAGAGAAUUCAUACUGGAGAGAAACCCUAUGAAUGUAAGAUUUGUGGGAAAGCCUAUUCUCAGAGCUCACAACUCAUCAGUCAUCACAGGAUUCAUGCUGGUAAGAAAGCCUAUAAAUAUGAGGACUGUGGAAAGAACUUCAACUAUGACUCACAACUUAUUCAGCAUCAAAACUUAUAUUGGUGAUAAAUAAAAACAUACAAGAUGUAUGUGAAGACUCAAAACAAUCAGAGAAUCUACCUUUAAAAUCCCUCUAGACUGAAGAAUGUAGAAACAGUUUACUUGUUGAUGACAGCUUGUUCAUCUGAAGAGAAUUCAUAUUGGAGAGAUAACCUAUGAAUAUAGUAUAUUCUGGAAACUGUUCCUAUUUUUAUUGACCCAGAUUGUUCAGUCUGCACAUUAUUGAAAACAAUACUUUGAUCUUAAACAUCAGAAUUCAUGUAGGAAUGUAAUCUUACAGUUUUCCUUGUUUCCUUAGGUUUUUUUUAAUAUAAUUGUUACAUUAACAUUUUAAUCCAUUUUGACUUUACAUGGCUAUAAUGUUUUUCUGUUAACAUAGUUUCAAAAUACCUUAAUUUUUAAAGUUAAUGAAAGUGCCAUUUUUAACUUUAAA
This is a messenger RNA of Peromyscus californicus insignis, 4129 nucleotides long. RefSeq names its product zinc finger protein 566-like. Gene Ontology annotation, molecular function: DNA-binding transcription repressor activity, RNA polymerase II-specific. Gene Ontology annotation, biological process: negative regulation of transcription by RNA polymerase II. The record is from RefSeq and is a predicted model, not a curated record. Lineage: Eukaryota; Metazoa; Chordata; Mammalia; Rodentia; Cricetidae. The transcript has 4 exons. The coding region runs from base 2542 to 3702 and encodes 386 amino acids.